Molecule: messenger RNA, 1719 nt
Organism: Aspergillus ochraceoroseus IBT 24754
Lineage: Eukaryota; Fungi; Ascomycota; Eurotiomycetes; Eurotiales; Aspergillaceae
Gene: gcnE
Product: histone acetyltransferase GCN5
Exons: 7
Coding region: 77-1297 (406 amino acids)
Biological process (GO): positive regulation of transcription by RNA polymerase II; chromatin remodeling
Cellular component (GO): histone acetyltransferase complex
Molecular function (GO): histone H3 acetyltransferase activity; protein binding
Source: RefSeq, a predicted model, not a curated record
CAGAAACGCGGAGAAGACAGUUCGCGGCUUUUUCAGGACGGACAGUUGGAAUAUCUAUGGGUCUUCGCUAUACAACAUGACGGAUAGCCCAGGCACGAAGCGGAAAGCGUCGGAAGAGGCUCUUUCCCCAGAUUCCCAACAACAAAACAAGAAGGCGCGCACGGAUUCUCUGGAAAGGGAACUGAAGACUGAAGAUGAUCCCCUUGCGAAGCCACCGAUGAGAAUCGUUCCAUUUCCGGAGAAGCCUGCAGUCAUCGAAGAACGUCGGGGAGAGAUUGAAUUUCGGGUCGUUAAUAAUGACGGGUCACGCGACAGCUUCAUUGUCCUCACCGGUCUGAAGUGUAUUUUCCAAAAACAGCUCCCCAAAAUGCCUAAAGACUAUAUCGCGCGACUAGUCUACGAUAGAUCGCAUCUUUCUAUGGCGAUCGUGAAACAUCCAUUGGAGGUCGUGGGAGGAAUCACCUACCGACCUUUUAAUAGUCGCCGGUUUGCAGAAAUUGUGUUCUGUGCCAUUUCAUCUGACCAGCAGGUGAAGGGAUAUGGCGCGCAUCUGAUGUCUCAUCUUAAGGAUUACGUCAAAGCCACAUCAGAUAUUAUGCACUUCCUCACCUAUGCGGAUAACUAUGCGAUUGGUUAUUUCAAGAAACAGGGCUUCACAAAGGAGAUUCAGCUGGAUAAAUCUAUAUGGAUGGGAUAUAUCAAGGAUUAUGAAGGAGGAACGAUCAUGCAGUGUACCAUGCUUCCCAAGAUUCGAUACCUUGAAGUCGGGCGCAUGCUCUUGAAACAAAAGGAGGCGGUACACGCGAAGAUUCGCGCUUUCAGUCGGUCACAUAUCAUCCAUGCUCCACCGAAGGAGUGGAAGAAUGGGCCAUGUAAAAUCGAUCCGUUGAGCAUUCCCGCGAUUAAGGAUUCAGGAUGGUCUCCUGAUAUGGAUGAGCUAGCACGACAACCGCGUCAUGGGCCGAAUUACAAUCAACUACUACACCUUCUCAACGAUAUGCAAAAUCACAGCGCAGCAUGGCCGUUCACUCAACCAGUCAAUCGUGAUGAGGUGCCUGAUUACUAUGAAGUCAUUAAGGAGCCUAUGGAUUUGUCAAGCAUGGAGGAGAAACACGAGAAAGACAUGUAUCCAACGCCACAAGACUUCAUUAAAGACGCAAUGUUGAUCUUCGACAACUGUCGACGGUACAACAACGAGACUACACCGUACGCCAAGAGUGCGAACAAGCUGGAGAAAUUUAUGUGGCAGCAGAUUCGAAACAUCCCCGAGUGGUCGCACCUGGCAGACGGCCACUGAAGAAUCGAUUUUGGGUUUGUCGCGUGAAAUCUUUGGGAGUUAAGGAGAGCGAAUCAUAGUUAUUUCAGGACUAUUUGUUAUUGUAUCAUGAACCAAUACCCCGUUGCAGCAUGGUGGAGCAUUUAUCGGUUUUGCUUUUGCCCUUUUCAUUUCUUUUUCUUGCUUCUCGAACUAUAUGGGGGAAAUGGACUUUAUUGGAGAGGGGGGUGCGGACCUGUCCAAUGAAUUUGUAGCAUUAUUCUUUUAUUAUUAUUAUUUUUUUUUUUCCUGUACGGAGUAUCUAUUUUGACUCACCACUUGGAAAUGCAGGAUGUAUCCCGAGCGUUCAUGCAUUUCGAUGGUUUUCCUGCAUCCAUCCUGCCUCCUUGACUCUCAUCUGCAUCAUCCACAAUAGGUAACUAGUCACCAACACCUAGACCAAU